UUUUUUUAAUAACUUCCUAGUAAGAGUGUCGUCACUAGUAUGCGCCAAUGCGUUAGGCUAGUAUUAGAGGUAAAAAUGGCGUCUUCGUUCUGGAAAGGGGUAGUUGGAAUCGGCCUUUUUGCUUUAGCUCAUGCAGCAUUUUCAGCUGCUCAACAUUAUUUUCCAUCUGAGGGGGGUGAAUGGAAAAAGAAAUGUAACAGGUUACGUAGUAAUUGUUUUCAAGAGCAGAGGUUUAUCUGGUUGUUCUAUGUAUAUAAUCGAUCUUAUAUGCGAUUAACAGAAAAAGAAAAUGAAACCCUACCAAUAGAUAUAGUUCUUCAGACACUCUUCGCUUUUUUAAUAACGUGUUAUGGAAUAGUACAUGUUGCAGGAGAUUUCAAAGACAUGGAUGCUACUUCAGAACUCCAGAACAAGUAUGUUGCAUUAAGAACCGAAGUAUUGCUGUAUGUUUAG
Protopterus annectens (West African lungfish) is the source of this 453-nucleotide messenger RNA. It is a transcript of the gene MMGT1, whose product is annotated as membrane magnesium transporter 1. Gene Ontology annotation, cellular component: EMC complex; plasma membrane; Golgi apparatus. The transcript is spliced from 8 exons. The coding region runs from base 40 to 453 and encodes 137 amino acids. The record is from RefSeq and is a predicted model, not a curated record. NCBI's taxonomy places the organism in Eukaryota, Metazoa, Chordata, Ceratodontiformes, Protopteridae.